This is a messenger RNA of Cucumis sativus (cucumber), 2073 nucleotides long. Its product is annotated as F-box protein At-B. Gene Ontology annotation, cellular component: SCF ubiquitin ligase complex. The record is from RefSeq and is a predicted model, not a curated record. Lineage: Eukaryota; Viridiplantae; Streptophyta; Magnoliopsida; Cucurbitales; Cucurbitaceae. Bases 114 to 1952 code for a protein of 612 amino acids. Gene Ontology annotation, molecular function: protein binding. Gene Ontology annotation, biological process: SCF-dependent proteasomal ubiquitin-dependent protein catabolic process. The transcript has 4 exons.
GUAUAAGUUCUUAGAAAUGAGUGAGAAACUUAUUGCUAUUUGGGUUAUUUGGUGAAAUUUUCCAUUUCCUUCGUGGUUGAACAUCGAACCUAAAAAAGCUCGACCAUGAAAAGAUGGCUCUGCAUAGAAUUCCUCACACCAUUCUAAUGGAGAUCCUCCUAAAGCUUGACCUUCAAACCCUUUGCUCCGUCGCAUGCGUCAGCAAAAGCCUACAUGACGCCGUCGUUGACGCCAUUUCUCUCCCCUCCGCUCUCCAUCUUCCUAUCAAUUUUCAAUUGCAGGAUUUCUCUCCGGAUUUUCAAACUCUGAAAAUCGGCAUCCUUGGUCGGUGCCGAGGCAUGAGUAGCCUGACUGUUAAUUGUCUUCGUCUUCAUGAUUCUUCUCUCGUGGAUUUUUUUGGCCCUCAUUUACUCGAGCUGAACUUGUUCUGCUGCUCUUUACUCUCUUAUCAAUUCCUUGCUGUCACAGGCAAACUUUGUCCCAAUUUGAGGGUGCUUGUGCUUGAAUUGGUAGCUCAAGAUUCUCCUGAGGUAUUCAAUACAAACUUGGCUGAAAUGCUUACAAGAUGCUUGUUCUUAGAUUCGAUAUCCCUGAAGAUUCGAGGAGCGGGAGAUGCUGAGGCUAAUUACUUUAGGGGCAUUGAAGCAUUUCUUCCCAAAACCAUGAAGUCACUGAAGUUGAAGCCACUGCUACAUCAAGAAGGAAUUUGCAUCAUAAACAAACUAAGAGAUUCUGGGAACUCCUUAAUCACCACUUAUUCCGGAAAUUUUGAAUCUCCUAAGUUAUCUUCAGGGUUAAUGUUGCAGUGCUUGUCACUAGCCUUGGAUGUUAUUUCUAAUGAGUUAAUUAUAACCGUUGCUGAAUCUCUUCCUUUUUUGGUAGAGCUUCACUUGGAAGACACGCCGAACCAAGAACAAUUGGUGCACCAUGACUUGACCAAUAGAGGACUUCAGUCAUUGAGCACAUGUCAUAAGCUGAUAUCACUUUCUCUUAUUCGUGGUAGGCAUAAUCACCAGCUCUCUUUCAAAAAGCUGAAUGAUAUGGGCAUGUUUCUCUUGUCGGAGGGUUGCAGAGCUCUUGAGUCAGUGAGAUUCUGUGGAUUCUCUAAAGUCAGUGAUGCUGGAUUUGCAUCGAUCUUUCACUCAUGCAAUAGGCUGAAGAAAUUCGAGAUUCGUAAUUCAACACAUUUCUCAGACCUUGCACUUGAAGGUUUCCAUGCCAUUGGAUGCUCCAUAACAGAGUUGAGAUUAUUAUCAUGCAACCUUAUAACUUGUGAAUCUGUGAAGCAGUUGGCGUACUCUACAAGCUUGGAAGUUCUUGAUCUACGUGGCUGCAAGAGCAUAUCAGAUUCUUGCAUUGAUUCCAUUUCCACUUUGUGCAAUUUAUCAUCCCUGAAUCUAACAUCAACUGAUAUAACUGACAAUGGUUUAUCUGUUCUUGGUCAGGGGAGUCUACCCAUCGUACGAUUAUCCCUUCGAAGUUGUAAGAGAGUAACCGAAGAAGGAAUUUAUCGAUUGUUUUAUGGUGGCGGGACAAUAAGCAAGACGUUAUCUGCCUUGGAUCUUGGACACAUUUCAGGAAUAACUGAUCGAGCAAUCCAAAUAACUGCUUCAGCUGGUGUCAGGAUUACUGAGUUAUGCAUCAGAUCAUGCGUCCAUGUGACUGAUUCUUCAGUGGAAGCUUUGGGGAUGAAGAAAAAACUCCAAGGUGAAGGUAAGUUACUUCGUAGGCUUGAUCUUUUUAAUUGCAUUGGUUUAUCAAUUGGCGCAUGGAGAUCAUUUAGGGGACCUCAGUUUGGUGGGUUACAAUGGCUAGGAAUAGGCAAUACUCGUUUGUGUAGCAAUGGAAAUGUUGAUAUGGUCGAGUUAUGUUUAAAACGACCUUGGUUGACUUUGUGUUUGGAAGGUUGUGAAGUUGGAUGUCAUGAUGGAUGGCAAUUCCAUAGAUCAUAGUGAUUUUGAAACAUUCUUUUAGAGGGUGGAGAAUUGUUGUUGAUUGAUGUUGUUGGUACAAAAUAUCAGUUGAGUUUUUGAAGGUGAAAUAUAUCAUUAUGUUUAAAUGGUAUUUGAAUUU